AUGUAAAAAUAAAAUAAGUCAUUUUUUGAGUAAGAAACAUGUUUAGCUGAAAUUGAAUUGCCAACAGAAUUGAGAUAUCAAUUCUUAUAGUGGACGAAAAAGUUAGAGAAAUAAGAUAAAUAUUAAGAAAAAUUGAAGGCUAGUUUGGAAAUGAAAAACAAUGAAUAUUUCUUAAUAAUAGAAGAUGAUAAAGAUGAAAAAUAAUCAAUAAGAAUGAAUAUAAGUGAAUUAAGAUAACCUAUGAAUAAAUGUAAUUUAUUAAUACCAUCACCUCCUUAUAAUGAACCUAGAGAUAUUUAAAAUAUUAAUUGCUUACCUUAUAAAGCAAGAGCAAAAAUAGAAAAUUGUUAAAAAGAUGUAGAAGAUUUGUAAUCUUAAUUUCGUCACCUUUAUUAUAGCAAAAAACAAAAACCGAAAUAAAUUGUUUAAACAGGUAGUUCAGAUUUUGAAAUAAGUGAAAGUUUAAGUGAUUUUUCAUUACCUGAUCCCUUUUAACUUCCUCAUUUAGGUAUUUAUAUAAUUAAAAUUCAGAAUUUAGAGAACAAAAUACAAGUUAAAAACCACAAGUAGAAGUGGAUAAGAAAACUUUAAAGACUAAUUUGAUAGAUUUUUUGAGAUCAAAAGGUGAUAUUGGAGCAAGUAUUUAAGAAAUAAAGUAAUCUUAUAAAUUUUAAAAUAUCCCAGAUGUAAAUAUACAUAUAUAUUAAUAAUAGAAACAUUUAAAAGAAGUGUUAAAAUCAUUUGCUCAAACUACUAUGAGAGCUAGCAAAAUAUUUUAUUAUUUACCUUCUACAUUGUUAAAUUGAUAAAUUAAG
This is a messenger RNA of Paramecium sonneborni, 815 nucleotides long. The record is from the annotation of a GenBank genome assembly. NCBI's taxonomy places the organism in Eukaryota, Ciliophora, Oligohymenophorea, Peniculida, Parameciidae.